AUGAAUGAAAGUACUUUCACGGGAUUGCUUGCUUUUGGAGAAGGGAUGGGUAAGAGGAUGAGACUUAUGUGCAAUUAUGUAGCUGAAAUUGCACGGAAACAGAGAUACAAGCACUUUUUCGAUACAAAAGGUUUGACCUUUGAGAUAACACACUGGUUUUAUGAAUUCACGCAGGGUAUAACAUUUUUUUCUUAUUUCGUGCUUAAAAUUGAUCAUGAUUGGCAUGAUAAGUUUGUUGAGAAUCGAUCACGUUUUUGUGUGCAGAAUGAAGUGAUUAAACCGACAGUAAAUGGGGUUUUAAACAUCAUGAGAUCAUGCUGCAAGGCCAAAACCGUCAAGAGACUCAUUUACACUUCAACCACAGGAACCGUAGCCGUUCAACGACAUCCCCAGCCCGAGUUCAAUGAGAGUUUCUGGACUGAUAUAGACUUCUGCAAGGACCAAAAGAUGACCGCAUGGAUGUAUUUUGUGGCGAAAACAUUGGCCGAGAAAGCAGCAUGGGAAUUCGCCAAAGAGCAUGGUCUUGAUCACGUAACGAUUCACCCUUCUGUUGUCAUAGGGCCAUUCAUAACUCCCUCGAGACCUCUCAGCAUUGAUAUUUUGCUUCCCGUAAUAACUAGAAAUGAAGCUCUUUACCCAAUGGUAACUCGAGACGUUCACUUGGAUGAUGUAUGCAAUGCUCACAUAUACCUUUUUGAGCAUCCGGAGGCAGAAGGAAGAUAUAUAUGCUCGUCUCACUGUUUCACCAUUCUGGAUCUCGCCAAAUUGUUGAGCCGAAGAUACCCAGAGUACAAUAUACCAACCAAGUUUGAGGGUGUCGAUGAAUCAUUGAAACCUGUCUCUUGCUCAUCUAAGAAACUCGUGGACCUAGGAUUCAAAUUCAAGUACAACGGCCUGAAGAGCAUGAUGUGGGCGAUUUGGUCUCGGAUGAGACUGAAUCAUGCAUAGAAAACGGGCUGAUGCCAGUGUAGAAUGCAAAGCUUGCCUAUCACGUCGCUGGAAAUCAAGAGAGGAACAAGCCCACAGCAUUGGCACUCGGAUGAUUCGCUCUCGGAUCCAAAAUGCAGAUAGUUUACAUUUGUAAACAUGGAUGGCUUUUGAUCAGUUAGCCCUCCAAUUUGUAUGCUGUUUUGUUUUCCUACUUGUACAAUAACAUGUGAAAACAGAUAGUCAACGGCAAAUAUGACCGCAAAUACUUCAGUUCAGCA
Rhododendron vialii is the source of this 1208-nucleotide messenger RNA. Its product is annotated as dihydroflavonol 4-reductase-like. Lineage: Eukaryota; Viridiplantae; Streptophyta; Magnoliopsida; Ericales; Ericaceae. The record is from RefSeq and is a predicted model, not a curated record. Gene Ontology annotation, biological process: anthocyanin-containing compound biosynthetic process. The transcript has 5 exons. Bases 1 to 948 code for a protein of 315 amino acids. Gene Ontology annotation, molecular function: dihydroflavanol 4-reductase activity.